This is a messenger RNA of Linum trigynum, 2512 nucleotides long. NCBI's taxonomy places the organism in Eukaryota, Viridiplantae, Streptophyta, Magnoliopsida, Malpighiales, Linaceae. The record is from the annotation of a GenBank genome assembly.
UCGCGUGUCAAAAUAAUUUAAGUAGAGAAUAAUAAACAAAAAAAAAAACAAGAAUGUAAAGGAAAGGAAAGGUCGUAUUUUGACCACCAGCAGCACCACCGUUUCUUCCCUUCUUCCUGCUCUCUUCCUCCUCCGUUUCCUCUUCCUGCCUUUUUUUUUUUCUUCUUAAAACAAAAACUAAUAAACCAGAAACCCAAUCAUCUCCAAGCGUGUUUCUGAAUAUAUACGCCCGCCACUCUUUUCCAAUUGGGCACAUUUCCAUGAUCUGCACCUCAAAUUUCCAUACUUCAAUCGCUGACUUCUCCUUUCUUGGUUUGUCGAUCCUCUGAUCCCUGCCGCCGACCAUGGGGCUUUGCCUCUCCACAACCAAGGUUACUGGCUCCAGCAGCAACAAUCAUCACCACAAAAACAACGGCGCCGCCGGAGGAGGAGGAGGAGGGGUAGCAGGCGGUGUCAAGGCCAGCGCCACAGGGGCGGCGGCAAACAAUAAAAAGAGUUCGUCAGCGGACAACAACAACAAUCAUUAUAAUACCAAUGAGAAGAGGAUGAGCCGAAAACAGCAGCCGGAACAGCAGAAACAAGUGAAGUUAAAAGGGAAGCAGAGUUCGAGGAGGGGCAGUGGGGCAAUUCCGUGUGGAAAGCGGACGGAUUUUGGCUACGAUAAGGAAUUCAAUAAACGGUACACGAUCGGGAAAUUGCUGGGUCAUGGCCAAUUUGGGUACACGUAUGUUGCUACUGAUAAGGAAAACGGAGAUCGUGUUGCAGUCAAACGGAUUGACAAAGGCAAGAUGCUUCUUCCUGUUGCUGUUGAAGACGUCAAAAGAGAGGUCAAGAUUUUGCGGCAACUUGCAGGGCAUGAGAACGUGGUCCACUUUAUUAAUGCAUUUGAGGAUGAUUCAUAUGUAUAUAUAGUUAUGGAGUUAUGUGAAGGUGGUGAACUGCUAGACCGAAUACUGGCCAAAAAGGACAGCCGUUAUUCCGAGAAAGACGCAGCAGUUAUUGUAAGGCAGAUGCUUAAAGUAGCAGCUGAAUGCCAUUUACAUGGUUUAGUCCACCGUGAUAUGAAACCUGAGAAUUUUCUGUUCAAGUCAACCAAAGAGGACUCAGUGCUGAAGGCUACAGAUUUUGGUUUGUCAGACUUCAUAAAGCCAGGAAAGAAGUUCCAUGACAUUGUUGGCAGUGCUUACUAUGUUGCUCCUGAAGUCUUACAACGGAAGUCUGGACCUGAAUCGGAUGUCUGGAGCAUUGGUGUCAUUACAUAUAUUUUGCUCUGUGGAAGGCGGCCCUUUUGGGAUAAGACCGAAGAUGGUAUUUUUAAGGAGGUCCUAAGAAACAAACCUGAUUUUCGCCGCAAACCAUGGCCAACCAUAAGCAACAGUGCCAAAGAUUUUAUUAGGAAGUUGCUUGUGAAAGAUCCGCGUGCUAGACUUACAGCUGCUCAAGCUUUGUCACAUCCAUGGGUCCGAGAAGGAGGAGAUGCAUCUGAGAUUCCAAUUGACAUAUCUGUUCUGAAGAACAUGAGGCAAUUUGUGAAGUACAGUCGCUUGAAACAGUUUGCUCUCAGGGCAUUGGCUAGCACACUUGGUGAAGAGGAGCUGGCUGACCUUAAGGACCAAUUUGAUGCAAUUGAUGUAGAUAAAAAUGGGUCUAUCAGUCUUGAAGAGAUGAGGCAGGCACUUGCUAAGGAUCUACCCUGGAAGCUGAAAGAGUCGCGUGUUCUAGAAAUUCUUCAAGCAAUUGAUUGUAACACGGACGGGCUUGUUGAUUUCUCAGAGUUUGUUGCAGCUGCUCUGCACGUGCAUCAGUUGCAAGAACACAAUUCUGAGAAGUGGGAAGAACGUUCCCAGGCUGCUUUUGACAAAUUUGACAUUGAUGGAGAUGGCUAUAUAACCCCUGAUGAGCUUAGAAUGCAUACCGGAUUAAGGGGUUCAAUUGACCCGCUCCUUGAGGAGGCAGAUAUUGAUAGAGACGGCAAAAUAAGCCUUUCAGAGUUCCGCAAACUUCUAAGAACCGCAAGCAUGGGGUCAACAAAUCUGCCGAGUCCUUCUGGUCAUCGCAACUCUCGGCGCGUCUAGAAGACCGAAUGGAGAAUUUGGCGAUGAAAAGAAAAUCACGUCAUUGUUCCUCUUUUCUGGAAGAUGUUCAUACUGAGGAUGCUCAAAUCAGAAGCGGGGCAUCUUCUAUUUUCCAGUUCGAGUUGCAGUUGCAGUUGCAGAGGACCUCUUUACGAGACUCCUGUUGCUUAAAUGGCAAGCAAGGAUGGGAUGUGAGAGUAUUUGAGAGGAUGAGCCCGGGUGUAACGAGUUAAAAGACGGGAGGGAGGGGUUGGUUUCUGUAAAAAAUGGGGGAAAUUAGGUGGCUUUUUUAUAAGAAACAAAGAAGAAAAUGUACACGGGGAAAAUGGCAUCUUGUGUAGCGAAGGUGGCGGGGUUUGUGUUUGUACAGAGUAUUUAUCAAAUGUCAAUGAGAGCUUAGGAGUUCGAGUUGAGAUCAAUUAAGGUGGUUGGCGUGU